CGGCGCGUGCAAAUAGCCGGUAAUGAGGGCCAUUCAAACGGCCAAGCCCAGGCACACGGCGUAAUCUGCUCGGUCGGGAGAGGUGUGCAUGCUAUCUCUGGGCCGGCCGCUGGUGUUGCGGUGUGUGGCCCGCUGGGCGACGCCUGCCUGUGGCCAGCUCUCUCGCUUGGUCGCCCUGCCCUGCCACCACUUCUUCGCGGCUGUACCCAGAGGCGCUGUCCGUCAUCGAAGUCGCAACAAAGCUUAUGGACGCAGACGACGCUGCCGGCGAGGCCGGCGACAACGACAUGGUCACCGUGGUGUACGAGGCAGUGGAGCUCUUCCGCGACAAUGGCCGACAGCGCGAGUUCGCGCCGGGCGUGGUAGCCAAGGCCAUGCCGGGACUACGAGAGCAGAGGAAGACCCGUCAGUACUGCGACGUCGUGUUCCAUGCGGCUGACGGUGUGGACGUCUGGGCGCAUCGCUUCGUAAUGGCUGCCAAGUACUUGGGCUGCCACACACUCUUCGCUAGCGCCAAGGAAGAGAUGAGCCCCGAGCAGAAGCAAAACAACCAGUGGACUCCGCCCAUCCGGGUGGUGGUAGCAGACUUGGACAGCGACAUGACGCAACUGCUCGUUGAAUUCGCCUACCACACUCCACUGCACGAGUGCAUCGGCCUGCACAACGUCGCCAAGGUGCUCGAGCUCGCAGAGAAGCUAAAGAUACUGCGGAUACGGGAUCACUGCCUGAGCACCCUGAAGAACAACCUCGAACCGGGGAGUUGCAUCAACACUUACCACUUGGCCUGCAGUGGGGGACACGGGUAUCUCGCGAGCGAAGCCUUUCGCUACCUCGUGCGGAACUUCGACGAGGUGUGGAAAAACAGCGCCCAGUUCCAGUCCUUGACGGCGGAGGAGAUGCGCGCCAUACUGGAAGACGACUGCCUGUACGCCCCCAGUGAGGUGGAGGACACGUUCCACGCCAUCCUCAAGUGGAUCUCCGCGGACGUGAACAGCAGGAAGGCCUACCUCGCCAAGUUCCUGCCGCUCGUGCGCUUCGCACGCUGCCCCGUCAUAGAAUUCGAGAAAGUUGUCACCCACCCAGAAGUACAAGGUGACCGAGACAGCCUCAAGGUGAUAAACGUGAUCCACCAGACACUCACCCAGCCGUCGAUUCCGGUUGGCGUAGUGGCCGGCGUUGACCUGUCCCCGAAGUUGUGGCUCACGCCUCGCGUGCCCAAGGACGUCCUGUUCCUUUUCGGGGGCUGGACGUCGGGUGCCACCAACAACAUGCUCACGUACAACUGCCGCGCCGCCAAAUGGCGCGUAAUGGGCAACCAGUACACCACGCCAAGGGCGUACCAUGGUGCCGCGGUGAUCAACUCGUGCAUUUAUUUCGUGGGUGGUUUCAACGGCCGUGAGUGCUACCACUCGGUCGUCUGCUUCGAAGUGCCUCUCGCCCGCUGGACCGACAAGGCGAACAUGGCGGUCGCGCGCUGUUACGUCAGCGUCGCUGUCCUCCAGGGCUACAUCUACGCCCUGGGAGGCUUCGACGGGCGCCUGCGCACAAACACGGUCGAGCGCUACGACGUAAAGGCAAACCAUUGGUCCAUGGUCGCCAGCAUGUUACACGUCCGCAGUGACGCAAGCGCCGCGGCAGCUUCAGGCCGCAUCUACAUCGCGGGCGGCUUUACGGGUCGCGAGGUCCUGGACAGCGUGGAGUGUUACGACCCGUCGACCAACGCCUGGACCCGGGUGAUGAAUAUGUCCUGGCCCCGUAGCGGCCUCAAGGUGGUCGCCCACAAUGACACGCUCUACAUCAUCGGCGGGUACAGCGGUCUCACGCGGCUCUCCUCCAUGGAGCAGCUGGACUUGAGGAGGGCUCGGUUCUCGGAGUUGCCCAGCAUGCCUCAUUCCAAGAGCAACUUCGCUGCCGUCAUUCUAGAAGGCUGCAUUUACACCAUCGGAGGUUUCAAUGGACUGUCAACUGUGCGACUCGUCGAGCGCUACGACAUCGCCGCCCAAAAGUGGUUCACCGCCCCUGAGCUCGGCGUAAACUGCAGUGCGUCCACCGCCUGCAUCAUCACCGACCUCUCCAACCCCGCCGCCUGGAUAUGAGCAUCCGCCGCUUAUCGCACCUGCGGGGCGAAGGACCACGAUGAUCAUUCACGACCCGCAAGCCUGACACCGUCAUCCCAGUAACACCGGCCACAUCGCUCUAAAUGCGCCAGUAGCGAGAGAAUGGCACAAUAAAGCUGCCUAAAAAACGCAUAAAACAAUGAAAAA
Molecule: messenger RNA, 2264 nt
Organism: Dermacentor albipictus
Lineage: Eukaryota; Metazoa; Arthropoda; Arachnida; Ixodida; Ixodidae
Product: kelch-like protein 10
Molecular function (GO): protein binding
Source: RefSeq, a predicted model, not a curated record